CAACAAGAUCUCACCACGUCUAGACAACUCUGCCCGCCGUAGGGUCGUUAUCUGCCGGAAGCUCCGCAAUAACCAUCGAGCGCAAUUCAGUGUGUAUCUGCAGCUAAGAUCCAGAGGAUUCAUAUCAUGCGGCGGGACUCAGAGUCAUUGCAACCGGGAGGAAAUCGACCGCAAUCUUCCCUGCGCCUUCCAAGCGACGAUGAGCACCAAGCUUCUGUCUCUCGUACGACAAGCCAGCAUCAAAACGAUGGCUUAAAGGCCAUUCCACGAUCCUUAUCCUUUGCCUGGUGGUCUUUCGCCGCCGAUGCUAUUUCGAUAUUGGUGACUAUCCCAUUCAUUGUCUUGGGAAUCUUCCUUGCGAGAGCCAAAGGGGGUAUCGUCGAAAAACACGCCCUCCAUAGUUUUGAGAAUGGCAUAAGACUUGCGGCUACGGCUCUCCCAUUCGUGUUUGCUGCCAUCUUCGGUCGCCUGACUGCUCAGGUUGCACGCUGGAAAUUGGAAAGAGGAGGCAGUCUGCCUUCCAUUGAACAGUGGCUUGGCAGCCGCACACUGUUCUCUGCGUUCCUCACACAGGUUAAUAUGGGCGGCAUGAACGUGAUCGGGGUGUCGAUGAUGGUUGCAUGGGCACUGUCCCCUCUGGGCGCGCAGUCUAUCCUACGAAUCUUGGGAACAGGAUCCCGGGAGAUAACUACGAAUGGCUCUGUGACCUAUUUCGACACAAGCACCCCAUCGACAUUCACAGCCUUGAAAGGGACGUCGAACACUGUAUUGAGAAAUGAUGUUCCGGCCAUGAUAGACUCGAUGUAUGCUGCUUCACUGAUGUCGGCAGACAGCAUCAAGUCGAGUGGUCAAGACUUGUGGGGAAACAUCAAGAUUCCUUAUUUGUUCUCGCAUUUCGAAAGAGCUCCUGGAGACGAGUGGGUGAAUGUUCCGAACGAUGGAAGCGUCAAAUUCUCGUCACUAGUCGGCAUCCCAUUUGCAGCCAACUUCAAACCAGGGCUGCGUCACAGGUCUAAUUUCAGGAUAGAGUCCAGCCACAUCCAGUUGCAGUGCUCGGAAUUUGUCCCUUCGAAACUCGAUGACAAUGGGCAUAUCGAUACCUCUUACGUGAACUCCAGCCUCGGCGGUACGUGGGACCUUGACGGUGCAUGGCAGAACGCUUGCAUUGCUACCUCGGACCCUCCCGACAACGGCACCUUCCAGGGCUUCACCUGGUCUGGAGACGACGAUGCGGUGCAGCUAUCGUGGAGACUUGCUAUGGACACUUUUAUCGACCCAUCAUGGCUGUCGAGGCUUUGCCAUUCCAUAUAUGAAUCGGAGGAGGGUCAACAUUUUAGCCAGUUCUCUCCCGCGACAUUUGCCAAUGAGCACCAAAUCGCCACAUCCCGGGCAAGACUGCAGCUUCUGGCAUGGAGGGGACUUUUGGGCACCUCGGAAAGUGACCCACGCGCAACCACCUGUGGGGUGUCACAGUCGUGGGUCGAGUCGCGGGUAGACUGUGAAUGGUCUACCUCGUCGCCGUGCGUGGUAACCGCUCAGAGGCCCUCGCGGAAACAGCACGCCUCCUCCAACAUCACCCAUCUCUCGUUCCCCAGCGUCUUCACGGGCUUGACCUCCCACCUGCCGCGAGCAAGCGGCCUGAGAUACUCGGCCGGAUUUCUGGACGCCUCAACAAUUUAUCUUGCGAAUACCUCGACCUCUUUCAUGUUGGGCCGAGAGGGGCACGAGGCCACGUUCGACAAUCUCACAGAUAGCGAUAUCAGCGGCCGCCUGGGCCGGCUUAUCAACACUUACCUGAUGAUCAGCCAAGCCUACGACCCCAUAUCGAGAGGCAGUCUGAGAGAAGGUGAGGUUCAGGAUCUAGCAGGGUCCGCCAUAAACAACAUCACCACGACAAUGUGGAUAGUCAAAGUCGAGGACAUCUACACGGUCAAUAACGCAUGGCUGGCCGCAUACUUGGUGACAGCCGUUGCCAUGCUCAUAGGCAGCAUCGUCGGCGCCGUCUUCUGCCACAGCUCGAUCACCCCCGAGAUCCUGGGGUUCGCUUCAGCAGCCAUCCGCGACUCCAAGCACGUGGAUCUUGCGCCGGGGUUUGGGGCGCUGGGAGGGCUAGAGAUGACAAAGGCAUUUGAGGAGAUUGAGUUCCGCUACGGGGUGGUAAACAAGUCUGACAGCGGGCAGGAGGUGCUGGGGGUUUCGUGGAAGGUGAGUGCCCAGCGGGUGAAGAAGAGGGUGCCUUAUGUGUAGUGAUUUGUGAUGCGGUAAAAAGGAGCCCAAGAACAUUAAAAAAGGAGGUUCUAGAAGAGAGAGACACGGUGUGAGAUCGAGGAAUGACAAGUAGCUUCGUAUUUGUCCAGUGUCGACGUAGAUGGAGGGGACGGAGGGAAGCAGUGCAAAUGUGAGAUUGCACAAGGGUAGUGCAGAGUCAGUUAUCUUCUCUCGAUGCUCCGCGUGCUGGUCAACUGCAAGGGUAUCUCGUUGGUCGUUGGGACAUUGGGCUCAAGCUGGAAGAUGCCACCAGGCCCCUGCUCUGCUUGCGAGACGUUCGACGCGACCCGUGCUCCAAUAGCACAACAUUGGCGUGCAGCUAGGAGUGGCCCUGGCCGCUAGGAUCAUCCGGGCCAAGACGGACAACGCCAGCGGCCAAAAGUAAGCGUGCAGAUCACGCAAAAGCAAAAGGAAUGGUCCCGGAGAGGAUCGAACUCGCGACCUUGGCAUCACCGAUGAUUCCUCAUGUUGAGGAAUUAUUAGUACCACGCUCUAACCAGCUGAGCUACGGGACCAUUUGUUGAUGAAUGGCGAUCGGAAAUGGAUCCUAUGGAGGUUGUUCAGUGAAAAUUUCUCAUCGGUGGGCCGGAUAUUGGUGGAGUUGCGGCGGGUCGGGUGGAGUUGCCGAGAUGUGGC
This is a messenger RNA of Diaporthe batatas, 2904 nucleotides long. RefSeq lists its product as uncharacterized. The transcript has 2 exons. NCBI's taxonomy places the organism in Eukaryota, Fungi, Ascomycota, Sordariomycetes, Diaporthales, Diaporthaceae. The record is from RefSeq and is a predicted model, not a curated record. The coding region runs from base 127 to 2247 and encodes 706 amino acids.